Molecule: messenger RNA, 906 nt
Organism: Larimichthys crocea (large yellow croaker)
Lineage: Eukaryota; Metazoa; Chordata; Actinopteri; Sciaenidae
Gene: dtx3la
Product: deltex E3 ubiquitin ligase 3L a
Exons: 5
Coding region: 122-637 (171 amino acids)
Biological process (GO): Notch signaling pathway; protein ubiquitination
Source: RefSeq, a predicted model, not a curated record
UUCUCUCUCAUUCUUAUGUCAUAUGGGCUGAGUAAACAUCUGAACUCCAGGACUGCAAAGGAGACAGACAGAAGAAGAGGAGAACACUUAACCAAGGUGUGGAAAAGACCAUUUCAACAGUAUGGGCUCCGGGCAGAGCAGUGAGAAGUUACAUUGUAACCGCUAUCUGAAUGGACAGGGUCCUCCAUCGCUGGUACAACAAGCUAAUGAAGGGCUGAAUGGUACACACAGAGCACUGAAUAGCUGCCAGCCAGAGGGCCAGAUGACCUGGGUGAUCCUCCAGAGAGACCUGCCAGGAUUCCCCGAUGACAACACCCUUCAGCUCAGCUACAUAUUCCCAGAUGGAAUACAGAUGGAGAAACACCCUCACCCUGGCCAGCCCUAUGCAGGUCUGAGGCUCUGUGCUUACCUCCCUGACAACCGAGAGGGCAGGAGAGUUCUCAAGCUGCUGGAUAAGGCCUUCCACCAGCAGCUCCUGUUUACUGUUGCCACCAAUGAAGAUGGAGAGGAUAUGGUCACUACAGGUUUCAUCCCCCUAAAAACACAACCAGAAGGAGGAUAUAAAGUGGAUGGCUACCCAGACUCUGAGUACCUGAAGGCUGUGAGAAAGCUACUGAAGGAUAAAGGCGUUGAAUAACAGACGACACACACACACUCCUACUCACACACACACACACACAUACACAUAGAAAAGGCAGAAACUUCAAAUCUACAGUUUAUCUAUGAAUGGCCAAUAAGAUCUUUCUAUAAUUUCAUAUUCAAGUUACAUGAUGUUCUGGUGUACACCGUUAUAGCUGACAUCACACCACAUUGUGACUUGGUUUGAGACAACAUUGCACUGUUAGAUCAAGUCCAUCACCAACUAUGUUCCUAUUUUAUACACAUUAAAUUAUUUAUUGACUUUAA